GGCCCAAAGGCGCAGAUCAUCCAGUCCCCCGGUCCAUCCAAUCCAGCACAAAACCAAGAUGAGGUUCGUUGCCGCGUACCUGCUGGCCACCCUCGGCGGGAACCAGAGCCCGACCAAGGACGACGUCCGCGCCAUUCUCGGCUCGGUGGGCGCCGAGGUGGAGGAGUACAAGCUCGACAUCCUCUUCAAGGAAGUCGAGGGCAAGGAUAUCUCUGAGCUCCUCGCCGCCGGCAGGGAGAAGUUCGCCUUUGCGCCACGCGGUGGUGCCGCCAUGGACGCGGUCCCUGCCGCCGCCGCUGCUGCUGAGGAGAAGAAGGACGGCAAGGUUGAAGCGAAGGUGGAGGAGGACGAGGAAGAGGAGGACCUCGACAUGUUCAGCCUCUUCGACUGAGAGAUCGACCGAUCAUCGUGAUGGUUAUCAUAGUUAUAUCCAUGUACCUAUGAUCUGCGUAACGUUUUUAGUUCUAGAUGUUGGGGGGUUCUAGAUGUUGUUGGCACUUGAGAGAGAUCUCCACUUGAGAUUGGAAAUAUGACUGUCUUCUGAUGGAGUUUUGAGAGUGAUUGACGAACUCUUUGUUGCUGCAUUACAGAUCUGUGAAGAAACUUAAUUUCUCAUUUAAUUUGGCAUGGUUCCUGAUUAGAGUUUCAGUUCCAUGAAUUAGAGUAGUCUAUGAUAUACAUGCGUGGCAAUUAUUCCAAUGCAGUUGCUUUGUGCAGAGUCUAGCUAGUCUCCACUUAUUGCUUUUCUUCUUUA
Brachypodium distachyon (stiff brome) is the source of this 754-nucleotide messenger RNA. Its product is annotated as 60S acidic ribosomal protein P2A. Gene Ontology annotation, molecular function: structural constituent of ribosome. Bases 59 to 391 code for a protein of 110 amino acids. Gene Ontology annotation, biological process: cytoplasmic translational elongation. Lineage: Eukaryota; Viridiplantae; Streptophyta; Magnoliopsida; Poales; Poaceae. The transcript has a single exon. The record is from RefSeq and is a predicted model, not a curated record. Gene Ontology annotation, cellular component: ribosome; cytosolic large ribosomal subunit.